Messenger RNA from Cuscuta campestris, 4892 nucleotides. NCBI's taxonomy places the organism in Eukaryota, Viridiplantae, Streptophyta, Magnoliopsida, Solanales, Convolvulaceae. The record is from the annotation of a GenBank genome assembly.
AUAAUGGAGAUGAUGCCCUUCAUGCAACAAUGUUUCAGUUUGCAUACUCUGUCCCACAAAAAGGUUCCAUGAUCGAAUCGGUCCUCUUAUUAAGAAAAGUGGAACUGUGUGGUUCAAAGUGGUGUAAGGAGAAAAUUUGAGAAUUAAUAUGAGCCACAUGAAGUUUUCCGUAAAUGGAAAAUGGAACCUUUUUGGGAUGAACAAAAAAGUAAAUGUGGAACCUUCUUAUGGGACAAGAGUAUAAUUUUACAGGGAUAUUGCCUCAGGUAUGUAAUUCAAUAUACGGAGUAUAUUUUAGGUUGUGCAAUGAAGGAUGAAAAAUGGAAUAUCAUGUCAGGCCAUCAUUUUUCCAGGUGAAUAUUGUGUUUAAAUUUUGUGCUUCUGAUAUGACUCCAAACAGGCUUGGCUUGGUUGUCUCAUUUGGAUGUGCAAUUAAUUGCUGCCAUACCAGUAUGCCACAAAGUAAGUUGCCUAAACUUUGGCACUAUAUAUUUAUGCUUAGGUGGCCUCUAUUUUAUUGACAAUUGCACUAUUUUUGACCAAUGCUUCGUUUGGCAGUAAUUGCCAACAUGGCAACAACAACAACAACAAACCAGCCUUAAUUCCAAAUGACUUGGGCAUGCUACACGCCUACAUUAGCAAGUAUUAAAUAUUGGGAGGUUAUCCACAAAGAUCUUCGUUUCUACUUUUUUCUUACAUGGACUUAGAGAUCUUGUCAUUGAGGAUUACCUCUCCCGGGCAGAUUGGACAUAAUAAUCUCCAACCAUUAGGGCAAUACCUAAUCUCAAAUCACUAGGGUCCGCUACAUGAACCAAUAGAGUAUAUGUGGAGGUUAUCAAGUAGUGUCUUCAAUAUCCACUAUUUUCUGUCAUGUACUUAGAGACCUACUCAACAGGGAUAACAGUCCAAUGCAUCAAUGUCUUUAUACUUACACCUUUAGUCAAUGUUAUUUUCAGGACUAUCCUUGCUGGCACUUACCUUCCAGAGGCAAAUUAGUCAUUUCUCCUUCACUUCAGUAGUCAGUAUGCUCACAUUCAUGCAAAUCACAUUUCUGGAAACUCAAUCUUUCAAGCAGUACCGCACAUCUAUCUUAACACACAUCUCCACUACACUCAUCUACUUUAUUAGAUUUUUCUCUAUAGCCCAACAUCAAAAUCUAGAGUAAAGCAUAUGAUAGUGGUUGCACAGAACUACAGUCUUAGAGUUUUGAAAACAUUGCCUCCACCCCUAGAAGAUCCUCCCCCCUAUUUAAUGUUCUCAUUUUUUUUACAUGAAUUCAAAGAAUAUGAAGUUGCGAUGUUGAAAUUUAUGUAGAAAUGAAAGAAUUAAUAUAGACCACAAUUCUUUCCUUAAAGCAAAAAUGAAGAUUAAUUAGGGACGACAUAGAAAGUAAAUGGGGAAAAUAAGAAGGGGGUGGAUGGAGUUAUAUAUCUCGGAUACAAGACUUAUAGGUAAUUCUUUUCCAUCUAAGUUCUCUCCACUAUGUUUUUAAAUUUUUGACUGGGCUAAGAGCUUGUUCUCUUCAACUUAUUCUUUAUACUUAAGGAAUCAGAUGAGAACUUAAUCGAAUUAGAUGAGAACCAAAAAGAUAAGUUGAAGAGAACAAGCCCCAAGUUCACAGUUCAAAAUUUUUAUUUUACACUUAUCCUAGACCUUCAUGAUUCUAACUUUCAUCUCAAUAUUUCCAACAUACAUUAUACUCUUCUAUGGAUUCAUCACCAUUUGCAAUCAGCAUACAUUGAUAAAUUGAUAUCUUGCAGUUGUUGUUUACUUGUCCUAAACCUAAUCAAACAAGCCUAGUAUAUCCCACUCAAGAGUAGCACACCAAAGUAUUUCCUAGGCACCUAUCGUAGGGUUUUCAAGUGAAAUGUGAAUGCUAUUUUUGUUGCACCAUGAGACCUUCACGUGGUGAUAAACGUGUACGCCCCAUUUUCAAGCAUCUCAAUGGAUUCUACUUUUGCUGCAGUGGAAGUGUUGUCUAUAUCUCUUCAUGGUUUGACUACUCUUAAUUCCUCAUUUUUACUAGGCAUCAAUGUACAUAAGUGAAAAAAAUGUCAUUUUUGUCACCAUAUCUGCUAUCUUGUUCAACCUUCCUAGUUUGUCUGCUUCUUGUUGAAGUGGUGUAAUGUAUUCAUAUUUGAAACAAUUCGUAAGGUCUAAUUUGCAGAGUAUUUGCUCAUAACUCAUAAGGUUCGUGGCUUCCUCUUGUGUGUUGGUUGAGUGGUGCAAUUACAGAUUUAUAUAACCGACUUCAGGGUGACAGUAAUAGUUCUGAUUUAUGCAUUUACUAGUUGCUACUGGGAUUUGGUUUGUACUCUGUAGAGCAGUGGCUACAAGAUUCAGGUGCGCUUAUUACUAUUAUUUGAUAUCAUUAUUAUUGUUAUUAUUAGUAUUAUUAUUAUUACCCCCUCGUCCCAAAAAGCAUUACCUAAUUUGACUUUCACAGUGUUGAAGAAAAGUAAAAAGUGUAUAGUUAGAAUUUGUUUGAUUAGAGAGAUAUCUUUUGAGCCACAUGCUCAUUACUUUAAAAGGAAAUAAUGUGGGAAGCAUUUUCUGCAAUGAUGUCCAAAAAAGGAGAGUGAGAAAUGUAUGUUUGGGACGGAUAGGGUAUUACUCCGUAUUUAUUGGAAACAACUAGGUCUUUUCAUUAGUCAUUACUCUUGGGGGGUGUUUGUUUUUUCUGCAGGAAAAGGUCUGCAGUCUGCGGACCACUACUGUAGACAUCUGCAAGAGAAGUGGUGGACCGAAGGUCUGUGGUCUGCAAGAAGAAGACUGUUUGUUUUUUAAUGUCUGUAGAUUGCUAUAUAAAUUAAUGAGAAGUACAAAAAAAGGAGAAGAUGUUAGAAGAUGUUAGAAGACAUUGGUUAAUGUCUUCUUCAAGAAGAUGCCAGGAAGACCUUUUUGAGUGAAAUGUCUUCCAAAAAACAAACAAUCUGCAGAGCUCAUCAUCUGCGCGCGUCUGCGCGGCGCAGACAAAAGACGCCAGAAGGUUUUCUGGCAGAAAAACAAACACCCCCUUGCUGUUUAUUUCUGUUCAACUCUUUUAUCCCCUCUGUGUAUUCUCUCCCAUGAAAAGUUUUCUCAUUUCGUUGUCUGUAUGUCCCCCCCCCCCCCAAAAAAAAAAAAGUGUCCGGUCAAUUGUGAAACCAUAUUUCAAGAUGGAGGGAGUAUAUGUCAAAUUUAUUGGCUACAUCCUUGUUUUUUUUGGCUCCAUAUAGCUACUACAGAGUACUUAUUUUUGAUACUUUGGUCCAAAUUUCUUUCUUCUAUAGUUUCUUUGCUUGGAUUGAUAUGUGGUACAAAUUGCACAAUUACAACAACAAUAACAACAAACCCAGGAUAGCCCAAUGCUGAUGGAGUAUGAGGGUCAAAAUGUACACAACCUUGCCCAUGAAAAAAACAGAGAUGUUAUUGUUACCUGUGAUGCAUUUACGCUUAAAACUUCAUAGAAAGAAACUAGAGAAGUUAAAUGUGUCUUUUUAAUUUAGUCCAUUGUAAAAAAUGUCUCUUUUAGGUCUCGCAAUGGACAUAACAAACCACACAAUUACAGCACACAAGUUAUGACCCUCCCGGUCUUUGCGACACGUUCUUACACCGUGGGUAUAGUGCUUUGGAAUUUACAUUAUCAAUCUUUGCAAUGGAACAUGAGUAUAACAUCCAUCUCAGACUCAUUGCCGUUUCAUGAUGUAUUGUUUAACAAGAGUUCGGACGUUGUUCUCAUGAUACUGUGUAAGACGUCGAGCAGGGUAACUAUUAUUGUAAGACCUAUGAACUAUGUUUUUUAUUUUUGCAUCAGUGUACAACUUUAUCUAAUUUUAGACGAUUAAUUUUCUCCGCAACACCUUUUCUUUCACGGAGUAUUACAAUUUUGAAGAUUGUAAAUUUGUAAUGAAUGUCUAAUAUGUUGGUUUUGAGAAUUUGAACUGGCCAAAUGGAUAUCCCAAAUGAGCCCUUCUAUGUGGAAGACGUACAAGAGUUGGUGCGCAAGGCACAACUCUCUUCAUCUUCUUCGUCUCCGGCAAGCAGUGUUGUCAUUCCUGAGAGGUUUGUGAAAGGAGGCACGGCGCCCGGUGCUGAUACCAGGCCAACAGUAGUCGUACCCGCCGCCUAUUCUUCUUCUUCUUCUUCUUCUUCUUCAUGUGGCGGUGAUGAUCAUCAUGAAGAAGAAGAACAACAACAACAAGAAGAGUACACCAUCAAAAUCCCAGUCAUUGAUUUAAGCAAACUGUUGAUCACCUCAUCAGUUGACGGCGUCAACUCUCCCCUCUUCCUUGACGAACUUUCCAACCUCUCUCAUGCCUGCCAGCAUUGGGGAUUCUUUCAAGUAGUGAAUCAUGGGGUUGAGAAGGGGCUGCUGGAGAAGAUGGAGAGGUUGGCCAUGGAGUUCUUCAUGCAGCCGGUGGAGGAGAAGAGGAAGUACGCGAUGGCCCCGGGAGGGAUACAGGGGGAAACGGUGGAAACAUACACGAGAGAAAUGAGGGGAUUGUGCGAGAAGUUGAUGAAGUACAUAGGAAUCACUUUGAACGGAAACGACGACGUUUUCGACAGGGCAUUUGCGAAGGGGUGUGUGCAGGCCGUGAGGAUGAACUAUUAUCCGCCAUGUCCCAGGCCUGAUCUCGUUUUGGGCCUUAGCCCACAUUCCGACGGGAGUGCCCUUACUGUGUUGCAACAGCCCAAUUUCGGCCCGCCGGGCCUUCAGAUACUCAAUGAUAAAAAUGAAUGGGUCCAAGUUCCCUCUCUUCCAAAUGCUCUCGUCAUCAACGUCGGUGACACCAUCGAGGUAUUUUAUUGUUCAAUUAAAGAAUAAAAAAAUUACUUCCUUCGUUAGUUAAAAAAAGAAUUGUGUCACUUGGUCUUUUUUGAAAAAAAGAAAGUAAAGUUUCUUUAGGGGA